CAGCGCCCCGCCAAGCUAAUAUUCAACCCUUCUCAGUUGUGAGAAGUAGUAGUUACAGCCCCACUCUUGUGCCAAGUAAGUCCACUCCGGGCUCACCAUAGCCCGUGCUACUCGGAAGGUUUUGUUCCGAGGAGCUGGAUCUAAAACAACAACAACGCGAGAAGAAGCCGCAAGAAAGAGGAUAAAGAAGUGGUUAAGAAAGGAUGGAGGAGAAAACUAAUGCAUCUACAGGAGCAUCCCAUCAGUACUCGUCCGAGGUCGUCGUCCUGACUUCUAUUUGCAACGUCUUCACGUGUCUUAUAGGAACUUUCGGGAAUGUGAUGGUGAUGGUGGUGAUGUUGAGCUCCAAGAAGCUCCGCAGCAACCACAACACGGCCUUCAUGGUUAACCUGGCGCUCUGCCUCAUCCCUAUAUGUUGCUACACCUUACCCUUGAUGGUCGCUAAGAUCAUGGAAGGUCGCGUGCACGGUGGGAGCCUCACACGCAGUACCAUGUGGGUCGUCUACAUGUUCCAGGUCAUACUCCAUCAGGUCCACAUUCAGAGCAUCUGUAUCAUGGCUCUUAACAGGGUCGUGGCGCUGAGGUCCCCAGUGGUCUUCAGGAGGAUGCUGAGGUCAUCUGUAGUGGCUCUGCAGCUGGUGCUGAUCUGGAUCUCCUCAGCCAUCCUCUGGCUCCCUCUGACUUCCAUCUCUUGUGACUUCAUAGCUUAUACUGUGACGAUUAGGAUCCGAAACGCGUCCUUGAGGAAGUUCCACGUCUUGGUGACCUACUUCACCCCUCUAAUUGUCACCAUCAUCUGUUAUGUCUUCAUAUACGUGAAGCUGCACCAGAGAAGGGCAGGCAUAGUUGCACUGCAGACUAGAGAAGAGAACAUGACGUCUGCCUCAGGCGAGGGGACUGUCUCAGACGAGGGGACUGUCUCAGGCGAGGGGACUGCCUCAGGCGAGGGGACUGCCUCAGGCGAGGGGACUGUCUCAGGCGAGGGGACUGUCUCAGGCGAGGGGACUGCCUCAGGCGAGGGGACUGUCUCAGGCGAGGGGACUGCAUCAGGCGAGGGGACUCUCUCAGCAAGCAAGCCCGCCACAGCUGAGACUGUGGGAUCCUGUCGCAGAUGGGAAGAAGAAGCCUCCAGGAGCGUCUUCAUCAUCUUUAUCUUCUUAGCUGUGUGCAGUUUGCCACACACCAUCAUCCACAUAGUCAACUGUGAUUGUCUAGACACCUGGCUCCUCGUGCACACUCUACACUGGCUCCAGUUCUGCCUGGACCCGAUAGUGUAUGUUGUGGUUAGCGCGGAGUACCGCAAGGGCUUUCUUCAGCGCCUCCGGCGUUUGUCCCUAACUCUCAGCUUUUACAGUGACCAAAUGAGAAACCAGUAACCCAACUUGUUCAUAAAUUCCCUGUCAGGUAAGGAAGUUAUAUCUCCCCGCCUCUUUCAGAUUUAGUCAAUCUUGGUCACGUUUACCAAGCUUAGUCAGGUUUGGGAGUAUUUAUGAAAUUAUAUUUUUUCUUCCCUUGAUCCUGGAAAUGUCGUCCUAUUAGCAUGAUAUUUACUCAGAAACAGAAAUGAUAAAACGUUAUCAAAUUAGUGGAGGUAAUGAGUUGUCAGGACCAGCAAACAAACUAACAAACUAACUCUUCCCUUGUUAGUUUGCCUCAUGCUUUUGUUCCAUCUGGUAUUAUGUAUCAAUUUCCACACAAAUGUAUUACACGCACACUAAAAUGCAUAUUGUUACUAUAUCUGUAAAAUAUUUAUAUGUUCAUAUACGUGUAUAUUGAUAUAUAUUUAGAUAAGUUUACAUAUAUUUAUAUCUACAAAUGGAUAUGGUUAUCUCUCUAUCCGAGGUUGUAGGCCAAAUGCUUGGAGCUAGUCUCACUCAACUUUGCACCUUGAUUACUAUGGGGGGACAUGCCUAACAUGGUCUGGUCAGGGUUGACAAAAUUAAAGGCUAAAUAUUUUGACAACAACAAAAAUUUUCUUGCAAUAAUAGGAAACAUUAUUCACUGGUCUCUGGAACGUGAACGAAACUUUUGUAGUUAUCAUACUUUACUUCUAGCAGCAUUAAAACAGACGAUUCUCCCUCAGAAAAAAGCCAUUGGGGAACCAUUUUAUUUGUUGUAUAUUUUAUUUUAAUUAUAAAGAAUUAAUAGUAUAUGCUCUUGGUGCUAUUAAUAAUAUUGUCCCCCCCCCCUCCCUCCAUUUCCCGCCCGUUGUCGUCUUAGUGGGCGGCUGACAUAGUGUGAUGCUCAACAGGACAGUCCUCUGUCCUUUUGUAGCCUUUUGCUCCUGCUGCUGUCUUCUAGAAUUCUGAUGGAUAUCUUUUCCGUUUCCUUAUGUUUCAUUUUUACUCUCCCCCCCCCCUUCUUCUUUCUAAUUGUUAUUUCCCGCCGACCUUUUGCCAGUGUUGAUUAUUCUUUUGAACAUCUUCUUGAGGUUAUCUUGAGAUGAUUUCGGGGCUUUAAGUGUCCCCGCGGCCCGGUCCUCGACCAGGCCUCCACCCCCAGGAAGCAGUC
This is a messenger RNA of Procambarus clarkii (red swamp crayfish), 2511 nucleotides long. Its product is annotated as G-protein coupled receptor moody-like. Gene Ontology annotation, cellular component: dendrite; plasma membrane. The record is from RefSeq and is a predicted model, not a curated record. NCBI's taxonomy places the organism in Eukaryota, Metazoa, Arthropoda, Malacostraca, Decapoda, Cambaridae. Gene Ontology annotation, biological process: G protein-coupled receptor signaling pathway, coupled to cyclic nucleotide second messenger; chemical synaptic transmission. Gene Ontology annotation, molecular function: G protein-coupled serotonin receptor activity; neurotransmitter receptor activity.